This is a messenger RNA of Penicillium canescens, 1838 nucleotides long. RefSeq names its product WW domain-containing protein. Gene Ontology annotation, molecular function: protein binding. The transcript has 4 exons. Lineage: Eukaryota; Fungi; Ascomycota; Eurotiomycetes; Eurotiales; Aspergillaceae. The coding region runs from base 104 to 1528 and encodes 474 amino acids. The record is from RefSeq and is a predicted model, not a curated record.
GUUUACCCUCUGUUGGCGUCUCCAUUUUAUCCUUCCUAUUCGUCUUUUGAAUGUCUUGAAUUUAUUUAUCGCGAUCUUGACCCUGUUCUGACUGGGUUCGGCCAUGGCGCCCGAGGCCCCCGCCGACACAGCAGGCCCGUCCUCCCCACCGCCUCGACUACCAGAAGGAUGGCUCGCCCAGUGGGAGGGCGUCCAACGAAAAUGGUAUUUCGUCCAGCGGACAACGGGCAAGUCGCAAUGGGAAAUCCCAACCGAACCCGUUCUCCUCACGCCAUCAACAACACCAACUCCCCUCGGGCCGGGACCCUCGCAAGCGCCAAACUCGAAUCAAAUGGGCAAUAGUUCGCGGGCGGUAGAGACUGGGGAUACAAAGGCGGACAGGAAUCGUUCUGCGGCGGACAUUGCGAGAGUUUCCAGCUCCGGUAAUUCACCUCUGCAUGGGGGGCUGGAGAACCCUCUGCAUGGGUCUGCAGGAGUCCUAGGUCCGUAUUCGAACCAGACCGGUCAGCGCUUGCCCGGGGCGUAUGCGCAACAUCCUCCCGGGAACGAUGGUGGAUAUGGUUCGGGACCGUUGCAGCACGGCCAUGCUACACAGAUGAACGGUGCUCAACCUGUUUUCUAUUCAAUGCCUGGGCAUCCUGGCUAUCAAAACGCCCCGCAACACUUGAACCAAGGUAUGCCCGGGGCCGCCUGGGGAAAUGCUGCUGCUGCAUUUCAGGGCCACUCAGGCUUUGACCAAGGGUACCAUUCAGAACCGUUUCAAGGGUUUUCUACUGGUCCACUACCUCCUUCGUGGAACGAGAGUCAUACUCCUCAAGGACAGAUGACGGGACAGAUGACAGGACAGAUGGCUGGGAUAGUGAUCUCUCAACCGCAAUGGCAAUCCGAGUCGCAAUCGAACCAGUCAAAUGGUCUCGGUGAUCACGUCCCAAUUAAUGCCCACUCGUCAACCCUUUCCCAGCCAUUCUUUGGGCCAUAUUCCUCUCAUAAUGGUACUGGGCAGUCCCCGAGGGAGUUUCCGUCUCGGUCCUCGGAUCUGUCCCUCCCUCGGGAAGGGCAACCGGCCCAGGCAUCCAUGGACGGCUUUUCUGGACAUUCGCCGCAGUCCAUGGCCGAUCAAGCUACAUCAGGUCACAAAUAUGGCGUCUCUCGGUCUCAUCCACAACACCCUUCUACCGACCCUGCGUUGCAGGGAUUCUCACCCUUGCAGCACGCUCAAGCUCAAUACCAGCAGCAGUAUAUGAUACGAAACCAGGCAGGGCCUGGUAUAAAUCACCAGAGCCAGCAGAGCCAACAGGGUAAUAUUCCUCAAUAUCAAAACCCUCUGGGCCACAUUGGUUCCAACAAUUACAUACCACAACAACAAUUUGGGCACCCUGGUGGACCAACAGGCUUCUCUGAAACUGCGUACCAAACGCCCUACAGCCAGUCGGGCCACGCACCAGGAACCACCCGGCAGGCACCUUUCGAGUCUCAGUUUGUGAGCGGGCCUUGGACGUCGACACCGCCUAACUCUGGUCCGCCGUAGAUGUCUUGACGCUUUUGGCUAUUACUGCUAUUAAUUGACACAAGCACACUUCAUUGGCUAGUUUGAGCAGAUUCUGUGGAUAUCCCUUUCUGCGGCCUUUUUCUUCCUAUAGAUUCCGGGUUUGAGGUUGUACUUUCUUCGCUCAGCAAUCAAUCUCUCAUUGACAUGUAUUGUCCGGAUGUUAAGGACGUCCUUGCUAUCACCUCAUGAGAGUAAUCCCUUAGUAGGCGGCAUAGGUGAUAGAUCAAACUACCAAGAUGAAAAAGAGGAUAGAACAACUUGUAAAGGUUAAUCAUUUGCAACUGUGAGG